Messenger RNA from Rotaria socialis, 564 nucleotides. Lineage: Eukaryota; Metazoa; Rotifera; Eurotatoria; Philodinida; Philodinidae. The record is from the annotation of a GenBank genome assembly.
AUGGAUAAUAUAACCAAAAUUCGUCUUAUCAAUGAAUUAAAUGCAAAUAAUGAUGAAUUAAAAUCUUUAGAAAAUUUAUUAAAAAUUCAAAAAGAAAACUCAAAUAAACGAAUAAUAAAUAAUUUCGAACCAUCGGUUAUUAUUGAAGAUUUUCUUUAUCAUGGAGAUUUAGCUCAUGCAAUUGAUAUUAAUUUACUUGUGAAUCUUAAUAUAAAAAAUAUUAUUAAUCUAUGCGAUUGUCAAUUAGAUGAACAAAUUAAAGAAAUUUUUAAUCUUUUAUGGAUUCAAAAUUUAGAAGAUGAUUUUCAUGGAAACAUUAAUGAAUAUUUUGAUCAAACAAAUAAAUUUUUAUUUAAAUGUAAAGAAAAAAAUGAAAAAGUUUUAGUUCAUUGUCAAGCUGGAAUAUCUCGAUCAUCUUCAAUUGUUCUUGCUUAUUUAAUCAGAUAUAAUAAUUUAAGUUUAGAAAAAGCUUAUGAAUAUUUACUGGAAAAAAGACCAAUAGCUGCUCCUAAUUGUGGAUUUCUUAUUCAAUUGAUUCGAUAUGAAAAGGAAAUUAAAAAAUGA